Messenger RNA from Kazachstania africana CBS 2517, 708 nucleotides. RefSeq names its product Yip4p (gene YIP4). The transcript has a single exon. Gene Ontology annotation, cellular component: trans-Golgi network. Gene Ontology annotation, biological process: endoplasmic reticulum to Golgi vesicle-mediated transport. NCBI's taxonomy places the organism in Eukaryota, Fungi, Ascomycota, Saccharomycetes, Saccharomycetales, Saccharomycetaceae. The record is from RefSeq and is a predicted model, not a curated record. Bases 1 to 708 code for a protein of 235 amino acids.
AUGUCGGACCAUAUAGAGGCAGACACAGCAAUUCUGCCCGAUACAAAUUAUGUGUCACCAGAAUUAAAUAGCGGUAGCACUCACUUGUACUCUACUACAAUGAAAAGGGGGACUCUUGAUGAGUCCAUUAUGGAGACCCUUAAGAGAGAUAUCUUCGACAUAAAUUCGAGGCUAAAACAAGUGGUAUACCCACACAUGCCUACAAGACAACUGUUAGCAACUACGGAAGAGGAUGCAGAUAGAGGAAAUGCUGAAUUGGAACAAAUAUCGUCACAUUGUGACCUGUGGGCACCACUCUGUUUUACAAUAUUGUACUCUCUAUUUGUAUCACACGCCAAGUCGCUCUUUUCCAGUAUAUUUGUUCUCUCCUGGAUCACAGUCUGUGUGAUGGCACUCCACUUGAGAUUAGUCAAGCCCUACGAAAAUGUAGCGUUAAUAUCGUACAUUUCAAUCUGUGGGUACUGUCUAUUCCCUCAGGUUAUCAACGCCAUCCUAUCCCAGACCGUCUUUCCCCUCCUAUUGAAAAUCUCGGGAAAUAAAGGCUGGAUCAUAAGAUCAAUAAUCAUCUGUAAACUAGUCUCAUUCGUCUUCUGUAUGAUCUGGUCAUUGACAGCGGUAUCUCUAGCAACAAAAAGCAAAGGCUUCGUUACGAUAUUCCCACUAGCAAUCUGUCUAUUGGGAAUCGGUUGGCUAGCCACAAUGUUGUAA